AUGGCACCCAAAGAUCUAACCGACGAGCAUGAUGUUGAGCACAUCGAUGAGAAAGGAGUACAGCCAAUUGAAGACGAGCAGCUGGCCCAGGACCGCGACCUCACGCUCAAAGUCGUCCUACGCCAGCAUCCAUGGAUUCUGUUCUGGUCAUUCUACUGGGCGACUGCCGGCAUUGCAUGGGGUUUCGAUGCUCAGAUCAACGGGGCUAUGAUAUCCGUGGCCGCCUUCCGCCGCGAUUUUGGUUACAUCAGCAAUGGCGAAGCGAUCCUCCCCGCGAAUUGGCAGACGGCCUUCAACAGUGUCAGCAGCGUGGGCCAGUUCUUCGGUGGCUUUCUCUGCUCUUGGGUUUGUGAUAAGAUCGGACGAAAAGCCUCGUUGCUAGUCGGUCUGCUCAUCACAACUGGCGCAAUCUUCGGAGAGAUAUUUUCGACUACGAAUGCCGCCUUUGUUGUUUCAAAGCUGAUCCUCGGCUUUGGCCUGGGCUUUUAUCUGACCUUGAGUCCUCUGGCCACCUCUGAGAUUGCCCCUACCGUCCUCCGAGGUAUUUCGACUGCUGGUGUAAACUUGGGUAUCGCCAUCGGUCAACUUAUAUCCAAUGGUGUUGUGAAGGGUUUCGGGGAAAGAGAGGACAGAUGGGCGUACCGCGGCCCCUUUGCUGUCCAGCUGUUUUUCGUUGUCAUUCUCGGGCUGGGUCUUCCAUUUACUCCCGAGACACCCUGGUAUCUUGUCCGACGAGGAAAGAUUGAGGACGCUAAGAAGUCCCUGCGGAAGUUGUACGGGGACAGUGCCGACAUCGAUGCCAAGGUGGCCGGCCUUGAGCGCACUAUUGCAGAGGAGGCUGCAUUCCAGUCGGAGACGCCAUCCAUGCUCCAGUGCUUCAAAGGAGUCGAUCUGACCCGGACCAUGAUCAGUAUCGGGGUCUUCGUCUGCCAGCAUUUUUCCGGCAUCGUUUUUGUGCUUGGGUACUCGACCUACUUUUUCCAACUGGCGGGUGUGAGCAAUGCGCAGAGUUUCAACCUUGGCGUGGGAGUCACGGCCUGCGGUGUCCUGGGUAACUUCUGCAGUUGGUUUUUUGUUAACUCAUUCGGGCGUCGCAAGAUAUUCCUGACCGGCAUGGUCACCCUCGACGUCCUUCUCCUGCUCAUCGGCAUCAUGGAUGUUAUCCCCACGAGCGGCGCGCAAUGGGUCCAGGCCGCUUGCACUGUUCUCUAUGCCUUUGCGUACUUUGGUACUAUCGGUGCGAUGGCGUUUACCAUCCUCGGUGAAACGAGCAGCACGACGUUGAAGGCGCCCACGAUGGCUCUCGCGACGGCAACACAGGCUGUUGUGGGGAUGGUGAUGAAUAUUGUCAUUCCCUACCUUGUCAACCCCGACGAGGCUAAUCUCAAGGGCAAGGUCGGGUUUAUUUUCGGAGGCCUGUGUACGCUUGCAACCGUCUGGAGUUUCUUCUUCGUUCCGGAACUCAAAGGGAAGUCCUACUAUGAGAUUGAUCGCAUGUUUGAAAGCAAGAUUCCUCCCAGGAAGAUGGGUUAG
This is a messenger RNA of Clonostachys rhizophaga, 1533 nucleotides long. The record is from the annotation of a GenBank genome assembly. NCBI's taxonomy places the organism in Eukaryota, Fungi, Ascomycota, Sordariomycetes, Hypocreales, Bionectriaceae.